Haplochromis burtoni (Burton's mouthbrooder) is the source of this 2655-nucleotide messenger RNA. RefSeq names its product TAF4B RNA polymerase II, TATA box binding protein (TBP)-associated factor (gene taf4b). The transcript has 16 exons. NCBI's taxonomy places the organism in Eukaryota, Metazoa, Chordata, Actinopteri, Cichliformes, Cichlidae. Bases 37 to 2043 code for a protein of 668 amino acids. The record is from RefSeq and is a predicted model, not a curated record. Gene Ontology annotation, biological process: DNA-templated transcription; transcription initiation at RNA polymerase II promoter. Gene Ontology annotation, molecular function: RNA polymerase II general transcription initiation factor activity; protein heterodimerization activity; DNA binding. Gene Ontology annotation, cellular component: transcription factor TFIID complex.
AAGUUCGGGCUGGGUCAUCUUAGCUGCAGCCCUUGAAUGCAGCAUAGGACAGCCCGUGAACGUCACACCGUUCUCGAAGCUACCACAGCUGCAGUCAUGGCCACAAACAACGUGGUUACUGAAGCUAACAGGCUGGAUCCCCAGGCAGCACCCGGGGAUGGAGACGCUUCUGUUCAAGUCAGGAUACAAGUCGCUGUCACAGCUGCAAGCAUGUCACAGAGUGACUCUGUCUCAGCCCCGCCUAAAGUCGUCCCGAGUGGCCAGCCUUCAACCUGUGCAGUGUCAGGGCCUCGCACCUCACCUCCUGUUGUGGUGGUUGCAAAUGCAGGAGUGAGUGCAGGUAACCAACAGACAACGAAACAGCCUCAGAACCAGGUGGCCUCCGUGAAACAGGUUACAACCACAGGAAGGACGGUGUUGAUAACUGUUCCCAGAUCAGCAACUGCACAGCCAGUCACUCCUCGACUGCCACAGGCCACCUCCCCACAUCUCCCAGCCAAUAUCCAGAUACCUCCAGGUAUGAUGCUGAUCCGCAGUGACAGUGGGCAGCUGAUGCUAAUAUCUCAGCAGGCUUUGGUUCAGGCUCAGCAGGGACAAAGACUUAUCAGUGGUCAACCCACCAGGAUACUUGCACCGCAGGUGUGUGCAGCAGCUGAAAGUAAAAGGAAUGAGAAUGUAACAGUGAUCAAGAUGACGCCUACUUCCAGUUUCCAGCAAGCAGCACCAGUCCAGAAGACUGCUGUGGUCAUCGGUGUUGCCCCCAAACCAGCUCUUGUCCACACGGUGAACGUGGUGUCUGAGCGAGGCAGCCAUGCUGGCACUCAGGCAGCAGGCGCUAAAAAGGAAUCAGCGCCCACGUUUAGCAAGGAGACGCUGGAAAGUGUGAAGAAGUGCAAGAACUUCUUGGUAACGCUGAUCAAGCUGGCCUCCAGUGACUCCAGAUCUGUGAACGUGGCUAACAAUGUCCAAGCGCUGGUCAGGAGUCUGCUGGAAGGAAAACUGGAAGCAGAAGCGUUUACGGAGCAGCUCUAUGACACGUUGAAGUCGACUCCACAACCCUGCUUGGUGCCUUUUCUCAAGAAAAGUCUUCCUGCGGUGCGUUGCCUUACUGCAGACCCCCAGUUAUUCAUCCAGAAAGCUUCAGCUUCCACACCCCCUCCCUCAGCACCGUCUUCCAGCAUAAAGCAGUCCAACACUGAGAUAGGAAAAACCCUCCAGAACAGGCAGCAGGUUUUCCAGCCUCGAGGAGUGGCUCUGAGACCUGGCCUGACGACAUUAGUCCAGUCCAGAAAUUGCAUAUUUAAGAAACCCACCACUCGGCACAUAGUGGGAUACUCGGGAAAAAACUUCUCAGGAGGUUUUUCGGUAAAGCAGCCCUUCCCUCAUGAGCCGCCUAAUUCUACCAAAUUUGCAUUCAGAGACAGUUCAGGAUCUUACAAAGAAGAUGAUGAUAUUAAUGACGUCACCUCCAUGGCUGGAGUCAACCUGAGAGAGGAGAACGCACAGAUCUUGACCAGCACGGUUGGUGCUGUGGUGCAGUCGUGUCAGGAUCAGCUGUUCCUGUCCGCUCACCCGGUGCUCAGCAGAAUCCUUCACACAGGACAGGCUCAGGGAGUAACUGAUGUUGGUCCAGAUGUGGUUGCUUUGGUUUCUCAUGCUACUCAGGAGUUUCUUCGUGGGCUGCUGGAGAAACUCACUGUAAUGGCAGAACACCGCAAGACAGCCCUGAAGCAGAACUCGUGGCACACGCAAGUCAGUGACGUUCGUUCUCAGCUUCGCUUCCUGGAGGAAAUUGAGACCUUGCAGAAGAAGAAGAGAGAUGAGGAGGAGAGGGAGAGAUUGCUGCGUUUUGCCAGAGGUCGCUCUCACACUGAAGAUCCAGAGUAUCAGCAGCUCAAGCAAAAAGCCAAAGAGUUGCAACAAAUAGAGGAAGCUCAGCUGCAGCAGAGGGAGGCCAACCUCGCUGCUCUGGCUGCCAUUGGCCCUCGCAGGAAGAGACCCCUGGAUCAGGCCGACAGCCAGUCGCAGCGCUUCAGGCUGUAGGUUUAUAGAUGGGGACGCUCUGUUAGCUGCACACUCUACCCGCUGCCUUUGAACUCCAUUACCCAGAGGAAAAGACUGCAUGCCGCCUCUGUUUCCUCUCGCUGCUGCAGGCCUUCCUCCACGUCUGUACAGACUUUACCUCAGCUAGUUCAGCAAACAUUGACAGGAAGCAUGGAGUAGUGAUGGAGAGAGCGCCAUCUUUGCACAGAUGUUCUUUUUCAAUAUCGAGUUAGUGCUCAGAUCACACAUCAGUUAUGUUAUCAGUAACCAGAAGAAGCCUUUCCCCUUCAUUUUAAAAUGUUUUAGACAUGGUUUGAAAUGAGACUGAUUUAAGUGGGAUCGUGGAGAAAAUUUGAAACUUUGUAACAAAGGCAAAGCAACAUAUUAGCUACCUAACAGGAAAGAUGCUGUUUUAAAACCUGCCAAUGAGAUUAUUUUUAUUAUGUCAGGACAAUUACGAGCAUAAAACUGAACGAGGGAGACGUCCUCUCCGUACUCUUGCUGGUGGAUGGAUCAUCACCUCUGGGCUGCUUUGUUUUAAGAGAUCAGAUUAAAUUAAAUCUGUAGCAGCCAAGCGAGCUGAAGAGCAGGAGCAUGUGUUUAUGAACAACC